AUGGCACCCCGACUCAGUCCAAUCGUCGUACAGCGAAUUGAAGAUGCUCUUCUAGAUCCUGGAGUAACAAUCAACCACGAGUAUAUUAAAACCAUAGCAAGAACCUACCUUAAACCACCUACUGGUGGACAGAUUAGAGUUGUGACCCCUGAUAUGGACGCCGCCAUGAUGCUCGUUUUGGACCAGUUCCCCUGGUUUUAUCAAGACGAGUUGAAAGAGUUCCUCUUCGAAGCUUUCGAUAUAGAUAUCUGCCUUUCCACUGUUCGCAAUGCUUUACAUCGAAUCAAAUAUACUAGAAAGAAGAUUAGGGUAGAGGUAGCACAAAGGAAUGAAAGGCUUAGAUCCAUAUGGUUAAACUCAUUGCAGACCUUCGCGGCAGAUCAAUUGAUAUUUGUGGAUGAAUCUGGAAGUGAUGAAAGGACCGGAGAUCGACUUUAUGGCUAUGCAAAAUCUGGCACAAAAGCAGUAGUCUCUCGAUGGUUGUCGCAUAGAGAAAGGGUAUCCGUUUUGCCAGCAUACACAGUAGAUGGCUAUAUUGCCUCUACAACCUUCGUAGGAACCUGCAAUGGAGAUAUAUUCGAAGAUUUUAUCAUUGAGCAACUGCUCCCUUUGUGCAACCCAUAUCCUCAACCACGUUCAGUGAUAGUGAUGGACAAUGCCUCAAUCCACCAUUCCAACCGUGACCAUAUUGAGGCCGCCUACCAUAGGAAAGGGGUAUGGAUAAGAUAUCUCCCUCCAUGUUCUCCAGACUUCAACCCUAUUGAGGAGAGUUUCAACGACUUAAAAGCUUUUAUACGCCGCUAUUAUCGCAAAUACAGAGGGAGUUUCAGAGAUUAUCAAGGAUUUUUGGAAUGGGCAAUAAGGAAAACAGGUACAGGUUCUCGGGCGUCUUCAAGAGCAAAAGCACAAUUUAUACAUUCAGGAAUAAGAGGUAUCUAG
Molecule: messenger RNA, 939 nt
Organism: Sclerotinia borealis F-4128
Lineage: Eukaryota; Fungi; Ascomycota; Leotiomycetes; Helotiales; Sclerotiniaceae
Source: the annotation of a GenBank genome assembly